Cordyceps fumosorosea ARSEF 2679 is the source of this 1470-nucleotide messenger RNA. Its product is annotated as Major facilitator superfamily transporter. Gene Ontology annotation, molecular function: transmembrane transporter activity. The transcript is spliced from 4 exons. The record is from RefSeq and is a predicted model, not a curated record. Bases 1 to 1470 code for a protein of 489 amino acids. Lineage: Eukaryota; Fungi; Ascomycota; Sordariomycetes; Hypocreales; Cordycipitaceae. Gene Ontology annotation, biological process: transmembrane transport. Gene Ontology annotation, cellular component: membrane.
AUGGCAAAGGAUGAAGCUGCCCAGAUAGAAGUCGCCUCCUCGGUGGACGACAGCGCUGCUGUCAAGGAGCUGAGUGACGAGGACAGUGAAGUUGGCUUCUCCGAGCCUGAAACCAGCAGGCUGCUGCGCAAGCUCGAUCGCACGUUGCUGCCCUUCCUCUCCCUCCUCUACCUCUUGUCCUUUCUCGAUCGCUCAAACAUUGGCAACGCAAAGCUCGCCGGCCUGGAAAAGGACCUCAACAUGACAGGAUACGACUACAGUACCGCCGUCGCCAUCUUCUUCCCCUUCUACGUCCUCGCCGAAGUCCCCUCCAACAUGGCCAUGAAGCGUUUCCGGCCCUCCAUCUGGAUCCCCAGCAUCAUGGUCGUCUGGGGCUUCAUGACCAUCAUGCUCGGCCUCGUCAAGUCCUUCGGCGGCCUGCUCGCCGUCCGCAGCCUGCUCGGCCUCGCCGAGGGUGGCCUCUUCCCCGGCAUCACCUACUACAUUACCAUGUGGUACCGCCGCCACGAGUGCGGCCUGCGCAUGGCCAUCUUCUUCUCCGCGGCCACCGCGGCCGGCGCGUUCGGCGGGCUCCUCGCCCGCGGCAUCAUGGAGAUGAGCGGCGUCGGCGGCCUCAACGGCUGGAGCUGGAUCUUUAUCCUCGAAGGUCUGGCGACGUUUCUUGUUGCUCUCAUCGCCUAUCGCGCGAUGCAUGACUACCCCGAAUCCGUCAAGUUCCUCCGACCGGAAGAGAAGAAGGAAGUGGUCCGACGCCUCAAGCAAGAUCGCUCCGCAUUGUCCAACGAGUUUAAGCUAUCCUUUGCCAAAGAUGCCCUCAAGGACUGGAAAAUCUGGGUGCACAUGUUCAUCACCAUCGGCAUUUACAUCCCUCUUUACUCCAUCUCCGUCUUUCUCCCCACCAUUGUCAAGGGUCUGGGAUAUACAAACGAGGUGGCGCAGCUCAUGUCUGUGCCCCCGUAUGUCGUUGCCUGCUUGUUCACGGUUGGUGGAGGGUUUCUCGCCGACCGCCAUGGCCAACGAGGCAUCUAUAUGGUUGGCUUCUGCGCCGUUGGAAUUCUAGGCUUCGCGCUGUUGGCUGGCGUCCAGAGCCACGGCGUCAAGUACUUUGCAUGCUUCCUCGUAACGGUGGGCGUGUACCCCAAUGUGUCGCAGGGUGUGGCUUGGAACGGCAACAAUAUUGGCGGAUCCCUGAAGAGAGCGGUAGGGAUUGCCAUGCAUGUAGGGUUUGGAAACCUCGGCGGCGCAAUUUCAGGGUACAUUUACGCCCGAGAGCAUUUCAUCGGGCAUUUGACGUUAGUCGGGACAUUGUCCAUGAGUCUAGUGCUCUCGGUCUGGAUGCACAUCCAUCUCCGGCGGGAGAACGCGCGGAGGGACGCUAUACACAAGCCACCUGCGGAAUACACGUAUGAGGAGAAGUUGAACGAGACGGAAAAGGGCGACGACGCCACGUUCUUCCGCUAUACAGUGUAA